Molecule: messenger RNA, 7455 nt
Organism: Grus americana (Whooping crane)
Lineage: Eukaryota; Metazoa; Chordata; Aves; Gruiformes; Gruidae
Gene: MYNN
Product: myoneurin
Exons: 8
Coding region: 38-2056 (672 amino acids)
Biological process (GO): regulation of transcription by RNA polymerase II
Cellular component (GO): nucleus
Molecular function (GO): protein binding; RNA polymerase II cis-regulatory region sequence-specific DNA binding; DNA-binding transcription factor activity, RNA polymerase II-specific
Source: RefSeq, a predicted model, not a curated record
UCCCAGCCGCCCUCGGCAGCGGGGCACCGGAAGUCACAUGCCGGAAGCGGCGCGCGCGGCGUCAUCAGAACAUGGCGGCCUGAGGCGAAGGCGCUCCUUCCUUUCCCCUCUGCAGAUCAGAACAAAGAGGCUACAGCCCGUUAUCAAAAUGCAGUAUUCCCAUCACUGUGAGCACCUUUUAGAGAGACUGAACAAGCAGCGAGAAGCCGGCUUUCUUUGUGACUGCACUAUUGUUAUUGGUGAAUUCCAGUUCAAAGCGCACAGAAAUGUGCUCGCCUCUUUCAGCGAGUACUUCGGUGCAUUUUACAGAGACACGUCUGACAAUAAUGUUGUUUUGGAUCAGACUCAAGUGAAAGCUGAUGGAUUCCAAAAACUCCUGGAAUUUAUUUAUACGGGAAACUUAAACCUUGACAGCUGGAAUGUUAAAGAAAUUCACCAGGCUGCCGACUAUCUCAAAGUAGAAGAAGUGGUCACCAAAUGCAAAAUCAAGAUGGAAGACUUUGCUUUUAUUGCUAAUCCCUCUUCUACAGAGACAUCUAGUAUCACUGGCAACGUUGAAAUGAAUCAGCAGACUUGCCUUCUGACUCUGCGAGACUACAAUAAUCGGGAGAAAGCAGACGCUGCUUCUGCAGAGUUGGUUCAACCACAGGCAAAGAAAGCAGCUUUAGAAAAGAAAUCUCCUCAAACCAAAAAGCGAAAGAAGAAUUUCAGCUCCCCCAAAAGCAUACAGAAUAAAUCCGUACAAUAUCAGAAUGAUGCGACCGAGAACACAUCCAUUGAAAUGUUUUUAGAUGCAAAUAAGCUGGCCACCCAGAUCACAGAACAGGCUGCCCAAGGCAGUGAUAACUCUGAACUACAGCUGGCAUCAGUGGUGGAAAGCGAAACGCUGGCAGCGCAGGAGAUCCUAGUUCAGUCUAUUGCAGCAAAACAGAAACGGGGAAAGCCUCAGCAAAGCUGCGCACUGAAGGAGCACUGUAUGUCCAACAUAGCCAGUGAAAAGAACGCUUACCAGCUGGAGAGUUCAGGGGAAGAGCUUGACCAGAAGUACUCCAAAGCUAAGCCAGUGUGCAACACCUGCGGAAAAGUCUUUUCAGAAGCUAGUAGCCUCCGUCGACACAUGAGAAUACACAAAGGAGUGAAACCGUACGUGUGUCAGCUUUGUGGGAAGGCAUUCACCCAGUGCAAUCAGUUGAAAACACAUGUAAGAACUCACACAGGGGAGAAGCCAUACAAAUGUGAACUGUGCGACAAAGGCUUUGCUCAGAAGUGCCAGUUAGUGUUCCACAGUCGGAUGCAUCAUGGAGAAGAGAAACCGUACAAAUGUGAUGUCUGCAAUCUGCAGUUUGCAACUUCAAGCAAUCUGAAGAUUCAUGCCAGGUGGGCAGAAGUGAGAUCCUGCAAAUGCUUAUCCAUGUGUUUAUUGAAGCAGAACAAAGUGAAGCAUAGUGGCGAGAAGCCCUAUGUGUGUGACCGGUGCGGUCAGCGGUUUGCUCAGGCCAGCACGCUCACCUACCAUGUGCGUCGUCACACGGGGGAGAAACCUUACGUGUGUGACAGUUGUGGAAAAGCCUUUGCUGUCUCCAGUUCUCUCAUCACCCAUUCCCGAAAACAUACAGGAGAGAAGCCAUAUAUCUGUGGCAUUUGUGAAAAGAGUUUUAUUUCCUCUGGAGAGCUCAAUAAACAUUUUCGGUCCCAUACAGGUGAAAGACCAUUUAUCUGUGAAAUGUGUGGAAAUUCUUACACAGAUAUAAAAAAUCUGAAGAAGCACAAAACAAAAGUUCACACAGGAUCUGAAACUCCCCCUGAUUCUAAUGCACUCGAUAAUUCUUUCAAUGAACAAGAAUCCAUUCAGAGUCAGAAAAGUCCUUUAUCGGAGUCCAUAGAUGUGAAACCCUCUGAGAUGUCUUUAGCACUUCCUCUUCCACUUGGGACUGAAGACCAUCAGAUGCUGCUUCCCGUGACGGGUAGUCAGUCUCCUUCCUCAGAAACAUUACUAAGAUCUGCUGUGACCGGAUAUUCAGAACCUCAGUUUAUUUUCUUGCAGCAGUUAUACUGACAGUGCAGUACAGAGCCAUCAAGGUAACUUGGUAGUGAACUUGCGUACAUUUGGUGAGAUGAACACAAGCAAGCAAGCAGUCACACUUUUUGAAUUGGAGUUCUUUUUUUUUCUUCCCCUCUGUGUAAAGACACGUGUACGGCAUUUCCAUUGUGUAGUGUUGUCUUUUGUUUUUUGUUGGAUUGUGCUAAUCUACAGUCAAAUUUCUAUUUGCAAUUAACACUGAUUUCCAGGAGAUGAUUCCUUUCCAGAAACACCUGCCUUAAGAAUUCUCUGUUAAUGUAUUUUGGAGAUCUCCUCCCAUGUUCCUGCUGAUCUGAUGUGUCACAAUGUCACUUGAGAGCAGACAUUUUAAGCCAUAUUUGAUAGUUUAAGAGGUGUAAGGGGAAAAUCCUAAUUUGAAUGUACUAACAAGCUUGUACUCCUGCAUUCCAAGGUGAUAUAAUGGUACAUGAGGGAAGGUAGGCCAGUGCUCUGGUGAGGAGCUUGCAAAGAAUUACUGCGAUCUGCCAGAAACAGCUGUCUUCAGUUGAGGUCUGACCAGAAGGAAAGUUUUGUGUAUAUUUUCCUGACAAGGCAAGUAAGGAAGGUUAAUUUUUUUUUUUUCCUGUAGUGUAGUAAGUCAGAGGGUUCUAAUGGCAUAGAUAGUACUGGGUAUUCUUUCCAACCAGUCACUUUUUUUUUUUUUACUUUUUUUUCUUAGUGAAUCCAGCAUUGUUGUGUCUUGUCCCAGAUUUAUUUUUCACAUCCCUAAAAUGCCCUGGGUUUGGCACAGACAGCAAGAUUUGCCCAGAAGGACAACUGGAACGUGCAUGUUGUGGAUGAGACAAAAAGAUGCACUGACUAAAUUGAGGCAUGGAUCGUAGCUUCAUAAUCCUUUUUUUACAGUAGUGCUGCUUCUUGUGCUAGACAGUAGGUACAAAAGAAGAAAUAAAUCCUGCCCUUCACUGAAAACAAUAAGUGAAUGCUACAUUAGGGGGCAUUAAGAAAAAAUACAACAGACCAGAUUGAUAUUCUUCCAGGCAAGGUUUUGUUAGAGUAUGACUGAUUUGUUUUAAUUGCAAUAUUUAAUGUGUUGCUUUACCUCUCAUGUCACUUGUCUGCAGUAACUGCACAAAACUGGUCUCUAGCAAGACUCCUAUAAAGGUAUGUUUUAUAACUAGCAAUGUACAUUUUUAAAAAGCAGCAUUUUUAGUGUCUUGGUAGGGUUGUUAAAGGCUAGUUGACAAUAGGAGUACUUGUAUACUCCAUUUUGCCAGUUUGUGCCAUUAACAUAAUGUAAGCAUUAUUUAAGUAAUCAUCAAAUAGUAAGGAAACAGUUCUAAUACUGUACCAACAAUGCAUUUAAAGAUAUUAUUUGUUGGUUAUUUACUUGGUGCUAGCAUUUUAUUUCCACUGAUGCCUUGUGUCCAGACACUGAUAAAUAGAAGAGCAUAGGAGAUACCUCUUAACCGAUUCUGUUCUACAUGGAGUAAUAAUUCAUCUGCAUCUUAAUUAAACCAACUUGUGAAAAAUUUCUUGGAGGAUUUCAUUUAAGUAUUCUGCAAAUGGUCCCUUGACUCCUAAGCAUGAUAACAGAUCUGUAUUUUUUUCCCCUCUUCCUACAUGCUUGUACUUGUAAUAGACCUUUCGCUUCUUUGUGUUCAUCAUCUUGGUAUGUGGCAUGUUUAAAACUCUGCUUCUUGAUCGUAUUUUAUGCUUUAACAUAUGGCCAAUUUGCUGAUAAAGUCUACUGUGGACAGCAAGGAGUACAAACAUGUUCACCAGGAACAUUAUUAAUGCAGGCAUCGCUAACUCUGUUCACUGAAGCUAAUUAUCACCGUACCUGCUUGACCUUUAUUUUCGUUGCUUAUCCGUACCGCAACAGUUGUGAACAGCUGAUGUCCUUCAUAAUGCUGGCAAAGGACAAUGGAUGAAGUUCUGAUUCUUUUUUUUUUCCUGUUUGUUUGGCAUUUGCCCCUUUCCUCCCACAUUUUCUCUUGUAGCUUCUUUUGUUGAUGUAGCACCUGAAGGAUUCCUUAGCCUUGCCAUUUACAACUGAAGAACCACAAAAAUCAGGAUCUUAACUCUGUGUAAAAAAGCAAACUCUGUGUAGCUUGUCCUAAGGUUCCUCUUUACUUUCCCUCUUUGAAAUUAGAGUAGAAGUCUUGGGGUAGAAUAGGCUUAGUCAUGAAUACUGAAAAAGAAUGAUACCGUACAACUGAUACAUUUCAUGUUUAAACAGCUUUGGAAGAUAAACUAAUGAUAUGCUGCUGUUAUCUGAGUAAAAGUAUCUGAAGAUUAACAUAUCCAGGAUAAAUGACCACAAGGGAGAACUAGCUCUGGAAAAAAAAAAAUUAAAAAAAAAAAAAAAUCACAUUCCUACAUAGAAAAUACAUUCCAUAACAAUGUUUGUUUGGACUGUUUUUAUAUUUCUAAAAUGAUAGCUUAUUACUGUAUUCUUAGCUUUCAGACUUUUUUAAAAAAAUACAGUGCUUAGAUUUAUACGGGAUUUGUUUAGAUACUUAUAACAGUAACACUUGCUUUAUUAGUCAUUUAGUUUUCUUUAUAGACAAGAAGAUAAUCAUUAUUUUUUACAAGACAACAAUUUUAACCUUUCUUAAUAGAAUACACAGGCUUGUAGUUUUGUCUUGGAGCAAUAAUUUAGUGACCUGCACUCUUGAGUCCCCAUCUGAGAAUCUUGAUUUUUAUCCUCAUCUUUCAUGAAGAUAUCUCAGCUGCUGAGGUGUGAUCUCUAUGAACUGUAUUCAUUUACUAGAAUAUAGAUUUUAAAUAUAAAAAUAUAUAUAAAUAUAUAUAUAAAAAAACAUUUGUAGGUGUGUUCAGGCUGGGUGCUGUAGGACCCAAAGAAGCAGGUUUGUACUGUACCUUUUCUCAAUAGAUGCAUGGAGAUCGGCUGCACAUCUAACUCCUAGGCUUAAGGAUUCUGAAUUUAUUUUGGAGGUACGAGGUUUAUAACAGUAUUGAUGAUUUCUGUAAGGCAUUAAUGUGGGAAAGCAUGGAAUCUUUUUAGGCAGACAUCUUCUUGAGACCUACCUGCAAAAUGAAAGAGGGAAUUUUAAUAAUUCCAUUAACAGUAAUUUAGAGAAAACAACGUGAUUUGUCACACUGUUGUUUCAGUACCGUUUCAGUCAAUUUUGCACUGAAGUCGGUGCAAGUUUUGCCUGAAUAGGUUAUUCUGCAUCUAGAAAUUUCCAAAUUAGCUGUUUGGAAAUACUUCUGUGAGAGUAGUUCCUUGUAUGAUGCUUCCAAACAUGUGCUUAAAUGUGGGCACAAAGCAUGACAACUUUUCUGAAAUCAUGUGUUUCAAAAAAAAACUUUAAAGUACAGACAAGUCCCAUGUUAAGGAAUUCGGGGCUGUGAUCUUGGAGAGGUUAUCGAUAAGCCUUGCAGAAUUAAGUUCAGAUAAGGACUAAUAACUGAUUUUUUUGGUUAAAUUAUUUUUAAAAUCUCUUCCGUGUAUAUAUAUUUUUUCCUCUGUUAUCUGUAUAUAGCUCAACUCUCAGUUUUAUAAACCCCUGGGAAGGAGGGAGUUGUACAUACUUAGCCUGAAGUGUUUUAUGUUAGACUUUAAUAAACUUGUUUUGUAAUUUUCCCUCACCUUGUGUCUCCUGUUUAUAACUGCAAGGGGUAGCAACAAAAGCAGGAGGGAAGCAGUCUAACAUAACCACCAUCAAAGCACCCUGUCAGAAGGACGCACAAUAGCCCUUUGCACCGCAUACUAACACCACAAGGAUUGCUACGUUUUCUUCUCGGCAGUAAACACACCUGGUUUUUCUCAUAGAAGAUAUUUUGGGUCUGUUCAAACUAAAACAAAAACUUUAUUCUAAAUACAAGCGAGUUUAAUGACCCGCAAGUUAAUUUUCUUCCACUUGUUUUGAGGUGUUUGGGGGAGGUGUUUGGGAGUUUUGUUGGGUUUUUACAGAGUGCUUUGAAGAUGUACUUGUUACACUAAAGUGUCUUUAUCAGAAUUUGUAUCUUAACUUACUUUUACUAGAUUGUUUAAUUUUACAGAAGGUGGUAUGGUGGCUAGAGCACACAGUAGGACUUGGGGGACCUGCGCUGUACUAUUCGCCUGUUGGAUCAGUUGUUUUCCUUCCCUUUAAAUUGGGGCAAAAAUGCUGCUUUUCAGCAAGGUAUUGUGAGUUCUGGAAGCUGAAACGAUGAUUUAUGAGCAGGGUUAUGCUUGCUUUCGCUACUAGAAUAACAUCCUCAGAAGACCAUGGCAAAAUUUUCUAGCCUAUGUAAAUUCUCUCAUUCCAGAGAACCCAAGAUACAUCUUUUAAGAAUUUUAAGGUUUGGCUUUCAGAGAAAGGAAAGCAAUAAACAUCUCUGGCAUAGGCCUGUCUAAGCAAUACAGGUUUCUGCAUAAAUAAUUAUUUUAGUUGGCAGGGAGCUGUUUAUACCUAAUUCAAUAAGAAUUACUCUGCAGCCCUUUCUUACAAAAGAAUGGCAAAGUAAACUAUGACACGAGCUGUUUUUAUGGAUGUUGUCGGUAAUGCAGAGUGCUCAUUAGGCCAAGCAUCUUGCUGUUAAACAAGGGUUCAGUUAGAAUUUGAAUGUUGUAGUGGUCUUUCUGGCAAAUUCUAUCAUCAAUGUCUCAGAACUGAGAGUACUCUCUUUAUCAGAGUAUAACAACACUCAGAAAAAAACUUUGAUAAUACAGGCCUAUCUAAUUUUUUAAAAACUUAGGAAUUUUUUCCUCAACUUCUGUUUUCAUGGUUCUGUGCCACAAUAGUUAAAAAGACAAGCUCCUCUCUCAAAUAGGGUUUUCACAGUGCGACCUAUGGACUUUGUGCUUAACGAGAUGAGUACAGGGUGAGAUGGCCCUGUGCAGGUACGGAGAACAAACAUACCUGCUCUGUGGGCCUACCUCUACCUGCUUUUAUGAUACUAAGUGCUUUUUGGAGCAACAGAGCUGGACUAAUUUGUGUUGGGGGGUGGGAGGAAUGAAAAAAAAAACCAACAAAACCAACAACCAAACAGCAAACCCCCACAUACAACAGCUGUCAGUACUGCCUCGGUCAUUUCAGCUUGGUGUGGGGUACCCACACAUCUCCCUUUCUGCCCUACCACUGUGAUAAUACAGAAUCGGAACGUCGGCAGUUACGUCACUGCUUCUUAGGUAUUAUUGUUGAAAGUACUUUCUUUUCUUUUCCCCCCUCAUGCUUUGAUCUCGUAGGUCUUUUGCCUGUGUGCACAUACAUUCAUGGAUUAUUCUGUGACUUGAUACUAAUUUUUAACAGCCACAUUUAGACAUGCAGAAGAUUGUACAAGUGAAAACCUUUGAGCAAACCUCUGCUGUCCUAUUUGGUGACUUUUUCUACUGAGAGUGUAGAUCUAGUGAUUUCUACAGGUAUGAGCAGAGCAGGUGGAAAAAGGAAACAAGCUGAGUGAUU